UCCCUCGUCCUUGUGGGCUUCCUACAUCGUAGAAAGCGUCUCAAGGCAGUCACCUAUUCUACUUCUCAGAAUGCCUCCUAGACGAUCUGGAAGAGGACGUGCUGGGCCUACAGGUGGUCCUCCGGGUCCUGCUGCAGGUCGUGGCGGUGCUCCCGCCCUCGGUGCUGCAGCAGGUCAUGGACCUCAGGUACCGGCCCAACAUGUACAGGCUGUCGGUGUUCGGCGGCCACCUCCUGGGAUCUCCGGCAGACGAAUCAUGGUUACGACGAACCACUACGCUGUUGAGAUGGCCACGGGAAAGAUACACCAUUACGACGUGGUGAUUACGCCUGACAACCUCCCCGUAAGGGUGAACUUCUUGCUGGUGACGCGCCUGCAGGAAGUCGUUGCCCCCGCGAUCUUCACCCCGCGUGCUGUGUAUGACGGACGCAAGAACAUGUUCGCCCCGCAGGAGCUCGAUCUCGGGCCCACGCGGAGUGCUUCGUUCGAUGUAACGUUGGAAGACCCAGACCCGAACGACAAACCGGGUAAAGGCCCAAAGAUAUACAAGAUAAAGCUGACCUGGGUAGCUUCUAUCAACUCUGAGGUCUUGGCGCGUUUCUUGCAAGGCCAACAGUCCAAUGACAACACCGUAUUGACUGCGAUAACCGCAUUGAAUGUUGUGAUUAGGAUGCAGCCGUCGCUUAUGCAUCCAUUCAACGCCCGUUCCUUCUUUACUAACGCCGAGACUAGAGACAUCGGCGGCGGUAUCGAAUUAUGGCGCGGAUACUUCCAGUCGAUACGCCCUGCAAUUAGGAGAAUGCUGAUCAACGUCGACAUCUCUACGGCUGCGAUGUACAAGCCGGGCGCUCUCAUGAACACGUGUCUCGCCUUCCUCAAUUACAGUAGCCCCGCCAACCUGGCCCCAGGACCCCGCUUCUCAGAGCGGGAUCGCCUUCGCCUGAGUCGAUUCAUCAGCAACCUUCGCGUCGAUGUACAGGCUCUACCGCCCGUUCAGCCGCAGACAGGGCGUCGUAACCGCAGGCCCCGCGUGAUUAGAGGCGUAACAAGAGCCGCAGCCUCUGGCUACAGCUUCGACCGGAAUGGCCAGCAAAUCACGAUUGUGCAGUACUACCUUCAAGCGUACAACUACACCUUGAGACACCCGAACAUAGUCUGCGUCGAGGUCGGUAACAAGGGCGAUAUUAUACCGAUCGAGCUAUGCAAUGUCAUUCCUGGACAAAUGAUCAAGAAGCAGCUUUCGCCAGACGUCACGAGCAAAUUCGUAGAGUUCUCCACUAAGGUACCUGCUGAACGGCUUCGGAGCGUUCAACAAGCACUGGGGGUACUCGCCCACGGGCAAUCCGAAUAUGUCCGCCAAUUCGGUCUCACAGUACGACCCGACGCACAGCCGCUCAGCACGCCCGCGCGUGUCUUGGAGCCGCCGACAUUGCGGUACGGCAGAGACUCCAAACAACCAACGAUUCAACCGCGCUCUGGGACAUGGAAUCUAGUGGACAGGAAGCUUUAUUCGCCAAAAAGUAUUGAUCGCUGGGUCGUAGUCGUGUACGAGAGUCCGGGGCGCUUCAACAUGCAGACUGCCCAAGGAGUCGUCCGAGAGUUUAUGGCUACCUGCGAUAAAUUUGGCAUUCCUGUUCGGGAACGCGACCCCAUCAUCAGGCACGAGAAUGCACAAGGACGGAUCAUCGAGCAACUGAAGGCCGCUGGCCAGGCCUGCAACCAGAAGAACAAGGGGUUCCCAAACCUCGUUGUUGCAAUCAUUCCCGAUAGUACGGCAGAUCUAUACCACGCCAUCAAGCACUUUGGAGAUGUGCUGACCGGUGUCCCAACGCAGUGCAUGAGAGCUAACAAGUGCGCGAGGGCGAGAGAACAGUACUUUGCGAACAUAUGCCUGAAGGUCAAUGUGAAGCUCGGCGGCAUCAAUUCAAUCCCGGAACCUCGUUCUGUAUCUUUCCUGACAGACCCCACGAACCCGACAGUUGUCAUGGGGGCCGAUGUCAUGCAUCCAUCUCCCGGAGCAACGGACCGGCCUUCAUUCGCGAGCCUUGUCGCUAACGUCGACUCUGACACGUCGAAGUACAUCGCGGAUAUUCGCGUGCAAACUGGGCGAAGGGAGAUGAUCAACGACCUCGAGGAAAUGAGCCAACGCAUGCUGCGCAUGUACAUGGACUACCGGAGGGAUAUCGAGAAGAGAGCCACUCCGACUGCGCCAAAGCGCAUCAUCUUUUAUCGAGACGGCGUCUCUGAGGGAGAGUUCCAGCAAGUAAUAGAUAUUGAGCUUCCGCGACUGCGAAAGGCGUGCCAGAAUUUGAAGAUCAACCCCAAGAUUACCUUGUUGAUCACAGGGAAGCGGCACCAUGUCCGAUUCUUCCCUCAAAACCAGCGAGAUGCAGACAAGAGCGGCAACUGUCAAGCAGGCACCGUCGUUGACGAGGAGAUCGUGAAUCCGAUCGAAUUCGACUGCCAUCCUAAUCUGCUUGCUGCGAUGUCCACGCUGCUGGGUACUUCGCGACCCGCACAUUACACAGUAUUGCACGACGAAAACAACCUCAGCUCUGACGGUCUGCAAGCGCUGACAUUCGCGCUUUGCCAUGUCUACGCUCGCGCGACGAGGUCGGUGUCCAUUCCUGCACCGGUAUACUAUGCACACAUUGUCUGCUCUCGCGCGAAGAUCCACUAUGACCCAACAGGCCAGGUGAAUCUCUCGGAAACGGGGACCAUUGUCUCGGGCGCGGGUGCCGCGACCCUGGAGCAAUACAGGGAGAACUUCAGGCGCGUGCAUGGCAACCAAUCCUUCCUGAUGUACUUCUCUUGAACGUCGUCGCUUCGGAAGACCCUCCGCCGAGUACCUCGCGGACGACGCGCUCUCCGCUUCAUCAUGAAUCUCUUCGAUAUGACCUGCAACUGACAAUUCGUCCUUGAAACCCUGAUGAUAUUGUUCGUCGUUACAAAUCUGUUACACAAGUUACAGUGUAUACUGGUAUCAUGCCACCCAAAGCUGUUUGUUCGAGUCAUCUCCGAAAUAAUGCAAAAACCUUCAUAAAUUCCAACGGCAUCUUCGCUGAAUGAACUCCUUCCACUAUAGUCACAAGGUUGUAUUGUGUAUAUUGACACCUGCGUCCCAUCUCAGUCUGACCCGGAGUGGUUGUGUUAACUUCGACAAUCUCCCUGCCAGUCUCAGUGCUCGCAUCAGCAAAACCGGGGGAAACUGCUAUGGUCGUCGAUAACUUAUCAGGUUAUAGCAGACUUAGUACCGCUUGUAAUGACUUUAUAAGUGGUCUUAUAAGCUCUUGUACGAUCACG
This is a messenger RNA of Rhodofomes roseus, 3303 nucleotides long. RefSeq names its product argonaute-like protein. The transcript is spliced from 23 exons. The record is from RefSeq and is a predicted model, not a curated record. Gene Ontology annotation, molecular function: protein binding; RNA binding. Lineage: Eukaryota; Fungi; Basidiomycota; Agaricomycetes; Polyporales; Fomitopsidaceae. The coding region runs from base 71 to 2815 and encodes 914 amino acids.